Punica granatum (pomegranate) is the source of this 2981-nucleotide messenger RNA. Lineage: Eukaryota; Viridiplantae; Streptophyta; Magnoliopsida; Myrtales; Lythraceae. The record is from RefSeq and is a predicted model, not a curated record.
UUUUUGUAUCUAUUAGUUUGGUGUUGACUAGCAAUUGGAUGUCCAACAAUGAAAGGUUCUCUUUGAACAAAUUAUGCUCUCUUUCUAAUUGUCUAGAGGUUGAAUCUGAGGCACCCAGAAAAAGUUCGUCCCAGGAAGAAGGAAGGGAGGACUCAUGCUAGGCUGCAGCUCUGAUGGUAACCUCGACGAGGCCGGCUUCAGCCGCCCGAUGCCUUGGAUCGGCCUCUAUAUCGCAGUGGCCUCCCUGGCCUGCGGCCUCGCCAUGGGAGCUGACGCCCUGACCGCCUUCCGCUGCCGGAAGUUCUGGUUCCCCUGCCGCUACUUGUCCCUCAACGCCACCUCCCUCACCGUCAUCUCUGUCGCCAUCAAGCUCUCUGUCGACCUCAACACCGCCAUGCCCCGGCAGCAGGACCAGCUCUCCAAGCUCAGCUCCUCUGCCCUCAUCUGCACCGUUAUGGCCAACUCCAUGCCAUCCCUUGGCAACAUGGGAAGCGGGGAGCUCCUAAGUAAUAUAAUAGCACUUGCAAUCCUGGUUAUCACCGCGAUCGUGAAUAUCUCGAUUCAAAUCAGCACCGGCGUGAUCUACACCUUCCUCCGGGAGCACAUCUUCCUCAUGUUCCUGAUGCUGCUGCUCCUGCUGAUGUUGAGCUUCUCGGCCAUGACAGUCCCCACCACAAAGACUUACUUGGAGAUGAAGUACUGCAAGAAACACGAGCUGACCCUUAAGGAGAAAGACAGGAAGUCCGAGACCGUGAUCGAGAGACUGAAGGAAGACCUCAUGAAGUACUGGAUGAUGGCCUACACUGGGAGCCCACAGUUUGUUGUUGGCCGGUCGGUGACCUGCACUGCCUCGGGUGCACUUUGUCUGUUAAGCGCCACGGCUCUGGCGGAAGCAAUGACCAGGUCUUACGUUAUGGCUGGACGGUUCAAGUUCUGCACAGGAGAAUCGGACUACGGGUGGUCGAGUACCAUGAUACUCAUUGUGCAGACGAUAGCAGUCGGAAUUGGUACGAUCGCCCCGGCCCUUAGAUGGUUUGUGGCAAUUAAAUUCAAGUGCCCGAAGAUGGUUAAGAAGAGCUUCAAAGACGAUUUCAAGCUCGAGAAGUACUGGAUCAAGAUGCUCGUUGAGAUGAAGGAGUGCCCAUUUUUUCUCCAGUUUCGGAGCAGGCAAUGCAGGAGAAUGAUCCACGGGUUGAAGAAUGAGUUCCUUGGGUUCUGCAUCCGAUUACAGGCAGGGAUUGUGUUGGGUAGCAAGGUGAUUAGGCUCAUUUCGAUUCUGUUCAUGAGCCAGAUUUUGAUCUCCUGCCAGUUCAUCAAAGAGCUGACGAGCAAGUUUGAGUCAAAGAACAGCAUUGCAAAUGAGGAUUCACAUUUGAGCAUGGAUCGAGCACUAAAGCUUGAUCUGAGUCGUUAUGUUCUUCAUCUUGAGGGCGAGGAGGAACUAGUCCACUCGAUGAUGAGAAAUAACUGGAAUACCACGGAGCAUUUUGUUAAGAUGGGAAAGAAGAAGGAGCCAAAGUAUCUCAUUCGACUCCUGGAGGACUAUCAUUCCCAUGGGUUCGGAGGAGUUUUAAAGUUCGACAGUGACCGUGUCUCGACCAUAUAUCAUGCAGGAGAAGAACCCCCAAGGUGUUGGGCCCUUCCUAUCGUGACCCUUGCGAGCAUUGCAGUUGCAAUCCCGAGCAUCGAACAGUCUAUGAUCAAUCAGCUGCUGCAUAGCAUCAACGAGGGCCUAAAGUAUGUUGAGCUCAUUGAAGAAAACCUCAGCCAAGAACAAGACAUUACCAAUGUAAGGAAGGCAGCGAAUAUCGUGUGGCUAGGAGUUGAUCUCUACCAUAGGUGGCUCGAUAUGGACCUCCGGAAGCUCUCUUGUCUCCAAGGGGACAGCCCGAGGGAUGUCCUUGAAACGCUCUCAGAGGCUGCAAAGAACAUGUUGGUGGAUUUUAAGGAGAAACCGGUGAAUGAAUGUUUGAUGGAAACUCCUUCAAGGUGGCCCAUUAAGGUUUUGGCGGCUCAUUCGAUGUACAGAAUUACCCAAACAAUGCUAUUAGACUGCAGAGAGAGCUGUGACGAAAACUUGAGCAGGAAGAUAUUAGAGACGCUGUUGGUGACUGUCUCGGAUAUUCUGGGAGCGUGUCUUACAAACUUAGAGCGGGUCAUAUCGAUGGAGUGCUGCAGGAGCACAAUUGAGGAAAGGAAAGAGAGUGUGCAGCGUGCAGGGGUUCUGAUUGGAAAAAUCGAGAAAGUGAUCGAAAUCCUCAGCCAUAGGCAUGUUCCGAACCUCAGUCUCGACCAGAUGGCUAGCAUCGACAAGUGGCGCACAUCAGACCACCUGAGAAAUCUGAACGACUCACCCUUGACAGCAUUUAAUGAGGUGAAUACGAAGGAUUCUAUCAAAAAUUCAGCUGAGCUGCACCUGUCUAUUGAGUACUCAUAACAUGUCCUGGAGAUGAGAACAUUUUCAAUAUAAAAGGAACAUUGUAAUGUAUGCUUGAAAGUGUAAUUGCAAUAGCACAGAAAAGCUGGCGACAUCUGCAGCACUACGACAUAUAACACCAGGUCAAGCUGCUGAUCAACUUUCGACCAAACUAGGAGGCAGCUACGGGAUAACGGGGACUAAUCACGACUGCUUCGGCUGCAGUCAGUCUGUCCUGGAGAUUCACUUGUUUUCGUUACCCGUUAUUAACUAACAACUGCCUGACAAUAUUUCAAUUAUCCAAGACUAGACCCGCAAUGUUCCAGCAGUCGAGUAGACUGAAUCAGUAUAGUUCUUCUUGAUCAAUCAAACCUCUGAUUCCUGGUCUUUUUUGUUUGUACAAGGUUGCAGUUCAGAUGUGCAGUCUGCAGCUAGCAGCUAUAACAGAUAAAUUAAGGCACAUGUGCCAUGCCUUUUUUUUUUUUUAAAAAUUUCCUAUUAUUUUCUCUUGUUCUUACUUCCUGCAGAAGAUAUGAAAUAUCAGUUUGGAUUUUCUUUUCCACCA